Messenger RNA from Saprolegnia parasitica CBS 223.65, 420 nucleotides. RefSeq lists its product as hypothetical. The annotation marks the transcript as partial. The transcript has a single exon. The record is from RefSeq and is a predicted model, not a curated record. NCBI's taxonomy places the organism in Eukaryota, Oomycota, Saprolegniomycetes, Saprolegniales, Saprolegniaceae.
AUGUUUUUGCGCCACACAGCUCGGCAACUGCGCCAGGCCGCGCGCUCGGCGGCGACGUCGUGCCCGAGCCUCGUUGCGCGGCCGUGGUCGAUGCAACCCCGUGUUAGUAUGCGUUGCAUGUCGUCGUCGUCUUCGGCGCCGGCACCCGAAGAGCCCACGAACCCGCUGGCCAAGGCCUUUGAGGACAAGGAGCGCUUCUUCGAUUGGGACCUCGUCGACAUCUUCGCCCAAGAUGUCUCGCUGCUCGGGAAGAUGGCCAUGUUUGUGCAGCUGCACGCUGCCGUGCCCCACGCCAAGACGCCGUUGGACGUGCCGGACUUUAUGGACGGUGCCAAGAGCGCGAUCGAGAUGAUUCUCCGCACCGUGUACACGCCCGCCUUUUUUGCUGCGGCACUGGACCCCGCGGUUGAAAACGACGAA